Protopolystoma xenopodis is the source of this 405-nucleotide messenger RNA. Lineage: Eukaryota; Metazoa; Platyhelminthes; Monogenea; Polystomatidea; Polystomatidae. The record is from the annotation of a GenBank genome assembly.
AAUGCAACUAUUCCGAAGUCAUCUGCCAUAGUAGUUGUCAUGAUUCCCAGCAUCAGACGGUGGGCUUGGUACAUUCUCAAAUGUUUCGCCUUCAUCGUAGUCGGCAUCAUCAGUGAGCUUUGCCAUUCUCCGCACCAAGCUACGAACACGUCUGAUACAACUAUUCUCCUACAGAUUGGUGGUGAAGAGACUAGUCUUCGGCUGUCUGAGAUGGACGGAGUUGAUAUCCUUCUGCAACAGCUUGCUGCCUACAAGCGUCGUGAUCCAACCAGUCCUGAGGAAGUGGAACUAAUGCACAACCUUUUUAAUUGUUUAUGCACCGCUCUUCUCCUUCCGGCCAACAAACAACGCUUUUUGAAGGGAGAAGGAGUUCAGCUAAUGAACUUGAUGCUUCGGUUGGCCUAA